GCCCUCCGCCGUCUAUUUACCUGCAGUCCCCCCCUCCGCUCCCGCCUCAGCGGCCCCGCCCGCCGCGAGGGCCUCUGGGAAGAGGCGGAGAACAAUAUGGCGGAUGGCGAGGAGCCGGAGAAGAAAAGAAGGAGAAUAGAGGAGCUGCUGGCUGAGAAAAUGGCUGUUGAUGGUGGGUGUGGGGACACUGGAGACUGGGAAGGUCGCUGGAACCAUGUAAAGAAGUUCCUCGAGCGAUCUGGACCCUUCACACACCCUGAUUUCGAACCAAGCACUGAAUCUCUCCAGUUUUUGUUAGAUACAUGUAAAGUUCUAGUCAUUGGAGCUGGUGGCUUAGGAUGUGAGCUCCUGAAAAAUCUGGCAUUGUCUGGUUUUAGAAAGAUUCAUGUUAUAGACAUGGAUACUAUAGAUGUUUCCAAUCUAAAUAGACAGUUUUUAUUCAGGCCUAAAGAUGUUGGAAGACCGAAGGCCGAAGUUGCUGCGGAAUUCCUGAAUGACAGAGUUCCUAACUGUAACGUUACUCCACAUUUCAAAAAGAUUCAAGAUUUUAAUGACACUUUCUACCGACAGUUUCAUAUUAUUGUGUGUGGACUGGAUUCUAUCAUAGCCAGAAGAUGGAUAAACGGCAUGCUGAUAUCUCUGCUGAAUUAUGAAGAUGGUGUGUUAGAUCCAAGCUCCAUCAUCCCUUUGAUAGAUGGGGGGACAGAAGGCUUUAAAGGAAAUGCUCGGGUGAUUUUGCCUGGGAUGUCUGCUUGUAUUGAGUGUACGCUAGAACUUUAUCCACCACAGGUCAACUUCCCCAUGUGCACUAUUGCAUCUAUGCCCAGGUUACCAGAACAUUGUAUUGAAUAUGUAAGGAUGUUGCAGUGGCCUAAAGAGCAGCCUUUUGGAGAUGGGGUUCCAUUAGAUGGCGAUGAUCCUGAACAUAUUCAGUGGAUUUUCCAAAAAUCUGUAGAGAGAGCCUCACAAUAUAACAUUAGGGGUGUUACAUAUAGACUCACUCAAGGGGUAGUAAAACGAAUCAUUCCUGCAGUGGCCUCCACAAAUGCAGUCAUUGCGGCUGUGUGUGCCACUGAGGUUUUUAAAAUAGCCACAAGUGCAUACAUUCCCCUUAAUAAUUACUUGGUAUUCAAUGAUGUAGACGGACUCUACACAUACACAUUUGAAGCAGAGAGAAAGGAAAACUGCCCAGCAUGUAGUCAGCUUCCUCAAAACAUUCAGUUUUCUCCAUCAGCUAAGCUACAGGAGGUUUUGGAUUAUCUAACCAAUAGUGCAUCUCUGCAAAUGAAGUCUCCAGCUAUCACAGCCACAUUAGAGGGGAAAAAUAGAACACUUUACUUACAGUCAGUAACCUCUAUUGAAGAGCGAACAAGGCCAAAUCUUUCCAAGACAUUGAAAGAAUUGGGACUUGUUGAUGGACAAGAACUGGCCGUUGCUGAUGUCACCACACCGCAGACUGUACUAUUCAAACUUCAUUUUACUUCUUAAGGAAAAUAAAUUUGCACAAGUUGAAAAGGCAUAGGAAUAAUAUACUUUAUGAAUGCUAAGAAAUUUAACUGAAGGGUGGGGAAGGUGGGGCAGAGGGGAUUCCCCAAAAAGGAAAUUUAAUCAAUGUCAUUUUUAGCAUUAGUGUUGCUAGAAUUUGACAUACAUACAUAUAUAUAUAUAUAUUAUAUAAUGAACUGCUCUUUUUUAACUUUAUAACUUUCUCUUGGAGACUGAAUUUUGGGAUUGUGGUAGGCAUUUUCAUUAGUAAUAUGGGAAAUGAUGCCUGGAGAGAAAGAUUAUGAACAGAUGCACUGCUUCUUUAAAGCAGAGGACAAACACUCUCUUUUGUGUGAGUUUUGUUAUUAUGGUCAAAGAAUGCAUUCUUCAGCUUUCAUUUGAGCAUCCACAUGUACAGAAAUGUGUCCUUUCAUGGAAAUGAGGAAUUCAGUUUUAAAAACAAUAAAUCCUAUAAUCUGACAUCUAGAGCAUAUCAAACAUAGGCUGUUUCUUCACUUGUUAUUCAUAUGAUUGUGGCUGUCCAAAUGUAUGUUAAUUAUUGCAGAGUAAACUUGUCCAUAAUAAUAUGUGAACAGUAUUAUAGCUGAAUACCUGUGCAUGAAAAUAGUAAAUAUUUUCAUGUGUUACUUGCAAUGCCAGUGUGCACAAGUUUAAACUAAGACAUGGCUGUUUUAAAAAAAAAACUAAUGUUAAAACAGUUAUCACCCUUGCUUUUGCACUAUUUAUUAAUAAAAUUGUACAUUGUCUA
Molecule: messenger RNA, 2254 nt
Organism: Nannospalax galili (Upper Galilee mountains blind mole rat)
Lineage: Eukaryota; Metazoa; Chordata; Mammalia; Rodentia; Spalacidae
Gene: Uba3
Product: ubiquitin like modifier activating enzyme 3
Exons: 18
Coding region: 97-1488 (463 amino acids)
Biological process (GO): protein neddylation
Cellular component (GO): nucleus; cytoplasm
Molecular function (GO): NEDD8 activating enzyme activity
Source: RefSeq, a predicted model, not a curated record